Dictyostelium purpureum is the source of this 627-nucleotide messenger RNA. RefSeq lists its product as uncharacterized. Bases 1 to 627 code for a protein of 208 amino acids. Lineage: Eukaryota; Evosea; Eumycetozoa; Dictyosteliales; Dictyosteliaceae. The record is from RefSeq and is a predicted model, not a curated record. The transcript has 2 exons.
AUGGAUUUUUCAGAUUUGGUAAUUUUCUUUUUUAUUGCAGCCAUUAGUUUUUUAAUUGGUUUUAUAUAUGAUUGUUCAAUCCGUUUAAUAGAAUUAAAACAACAACAACAAGCCAAAAAAGAUUUAGAAAAAGAUCAAUUAUUAAAGAUAUCAAAUUUAAAACAUCAAAUUAAAUUAGAAAUAGAAAAAAAAAUCCAACAUAAUAACCUAUUAAUUGAAUCUAAAAAACAAGAAUUAAAAGAUCAAAAAAAUAAAAAUGAGCUAGAAAAAUUAAUUAAAGUUCAUGAUGACCAAUCCUUUGAAAUUAGACAAUUAUUUAGUUUAAUAAAUCAACAAAAACAAUCAUUCCAAGCCCAUGAUAUUAAACAAGAAAAUCAAAUUAAAAAUUCAAAUCAAUUACAAGAGCAAAUAUUGAAAAAAGAUAAAAUUAUCGAAUUACUUGAAAAAAAGAUUGAAGCAGAACGUCAAGUAUUAAACCAGCUUUCAAUUGAACACAUUGAAGCAUUAGAGAAAUUAAAUUCUGAAGAAGGUCAAUCAGAAACUUUAGAUAAGGAAGAAAAUAUUGAAAUUUCAGAUAUUGAAGAGAAUAGCGAAAUUUCAGAUUUUAAAGAGAAUGAAGACCAUUGA